Molecule: messenger RNA, 729 nt
Organism: Tarenaya hassleriana
Lineage: Eukaryota; Viridiplantae; Streptophyta; Magnoliopsida; Brassicales; Cleomaceae
Exons: 2
Coding region: 118-525 (135 amino acids)
Source: RefSeq, a predicted model, not a curated record
UUUUGCUCCACGUACGUAUAUAUAAAUAGCCCGCAUGACACUCAUCAAGUUGGUCACAGCCCUAAAAGCCACGCUAUAUCAUUUCCCUCUCCAACCACAUCGGCAUAGCACUCAGGAAUGGCCAGAGAACGAAACGAACAAAUGGCAAUGCAAUCCUCCAUAGCUUUGCUGCAAGAGAGAUUCAGGCAACUUCAGAGAGCCAAGGAGAUGAGAGCUCAGAGAGAGCUCCAAAACACAACCUCCUCAAGCCCUAAAUCUCCCCAUCAUCAGAUUUUGCAGUGUAACGAUCAGCCGACAAGAUUCAGCUUCUUCCAGUUUCUCCCUUUAAAUCCACAGACGACCUCCCAAGUGGCGUCUCUUUCCCUCUGCCUCGACUCAGAAGCUGACAUUGAUGAGAAGUCAAGUUUUUGUCUUUGGCCGAAUCUCAAGGACAAGUCCUCGAGCGUGAGUUUUUGCGGCUCGGUCGAUGAUAACAUAGGUGGGUUUGAUCGGAACAACAACGUGGACACUUCUCUUCAUCUGUAAACAUAAUCAAGUCUCCCUUAGUUCACGUUAUAUGUAUGUACACGUUUGUUUUGAUCUUUUUCCCUAGAUGGUGGAUGUGUGUACGGGUGGAUGCUAUUAUAAUGAGAUGGCAUAUAAUGGUGGUAGUUAAGGUUCUUGUUGACCAUAUAUUCCUCGCCCGUUUGGACUUUGGAUACUUUUGAUCGAACAAGUUCAUGAUCCGUA